Caenorhabditis auriculariae is the source of this 10227-nucleotide messenger RNA. The record is from the annotation of a GenBank genome assembly. NCBI's taxonomy places the organism in Eukaryota, Metazoa, Nematoda, Chromadorea, Rhabditida, Rhabditidae.
AUGAAGAGCCCAGCCGCGACUUCUCACCAAGCCCUCGUCCAAGCCAAAUACGUCGACAUGUUGGUUUUCCGCAUCAGAAAAAAAAAAAUUUGAUAGUCUGUUCGGAUAUCGCUCAAACUCCGCCCCUUAUUCAUAGUUCACACCAAUCCCAGAGCGUUGUUGGGGGCGGAGUUUCCUGUUUGACAUCCAAAAUCUGAACAUACUAUGAAUCAUGCUUUAUUGGAAUAAAUGAACCAGUAUUAGACAAAAGAUAUGUAUUCCCCUUUAUUUUAUUCGCUUACCAUUUUGAUACGAUUUUCCCGGAAUUUUUCAAAUAGGAAAAAAGUUUGAACAAAACUAACUUCUAGAACUUUCGAAAAACGAAAAUUGUCUUUAAAAUGAUGAAUAGACCAAAAACUUGAUCGCCUUUCUUUAAAUGACUUUUUUUGGCAAACGAUACCGAAAAAAGACAGUCAUUUCAGCGUAAAGUUCAGAAUUUUCAAAAAAAUUUGCUCGAAAAAUCUUUGAUGGACUGGGAAUCGAUUCCCCAUAGUCGCUAUUUGCGCUAACUUUUCGUUUUGGAGAUAUGAUUCUUCAAAGUUUUUAUCCUUAACCAUGUGACGAAGUUUGGAAGGAAUCUGUCCGCGCAACUAGCCAUUGCAUGGCAGCUAGGAGGGUGGUGCAGUGGCUAGCGCGGUAGCCUGGGAAACCUAUGAUGAAGGUUCGAAUCUUUUUGCCGCUACUCUUUUUGAGACUUUUAUUUUUUGACUGAUCAUGAUGAAAAUAUCGAAACUUCAUGGUUAAAACCGUUCAUAAACCGUUCGAUGGCCAUUUUCUUUCGAAACAGAAAUUUUUUUUGAAAAUUUCUAUGACAAUAAUUACCUUCCAUGUGAAGAAUUUGUGACAUUUCCUAGAUGCAAACGAAAGAUUAAAAAUAACGAGUGACCCUAUUUUAUGGAAAAAAGGCCUUAUUUUUUAAAUAUCAUCCAUCUAAAGAAGAGAGUUCAUACUGCAAAGAAAAAAAAAGAUGACUUUUACAGCUUGCUCGAUCGUACACCAUGGUCCUAAGGGACAACGAGGCAGCAGAAGUAAAGUUUUUAAAAAAAAGAAACUUUCCCUUAUCAGCUAAAAACUUAACUGUUUCUUAUACUUUUUUUGUGCAUUGUGAACAUAAUGAAAAAUUUUUUUAUUAUAGACUGUGUGACACGACUUGAAAUUUCACGGAACGACAUUCCGCUGUUCCGCUGCGUGCGUGCGAAGCGUCUUUCGAAUCUAGUUCACGCUUUUAAUUAAUUUUCAUUGCUGUGAGAACACAUGAAAGUGUAGUACCCUAAUUAAAGAAAAAAAAUAAAUAAAAAGCGCGACCGAGGUUCGCAAAGGCGCGCAGCGGUACAGCAAAAUGUCGUUCCGUAAAAUUUCAAGCCGUGGCACACAGACUACAUGUUUUAUCGAUAUUUCUAACUUGGCUACAUUACAGAUCUCGCGGUACUUGAGACCGGAGUCAGAAGAAGACCGGGGUGCAGCACCACCGCUUUUCGAGGUGUCUGUGAUGACGGACUGGUUCGGGACCCCAGUGAGUUUUUUGACCCAAUCGAAAUCUGAAAAAUUGAGAUAGUUUCUUAACGUUUCAGUAGGGCCUUUCUGAUGUCAGAAAGGCCAUACUGGAUGAGAAAAAAAGGGUCCAACGCCUCUAGAAAUGUGUAAGAGCCUUCAAAAAAAGGAUCUUCUUCAUUUUUUUGUCCCUAAAAAUUUAAUGACUUUUUUUGAGAUAAAAUAAGCAACAUUUUAUCUUCAAUGAACACCUAAUCAAAUGAGCCGAAUGAUACCCAAGAUCAACUUCAGGCAAAACAUUUAGAAAUCCUUGAAAUCUUCAGAACUGAAUCUAUUUGGAUGAAAAAAAUAUUUGGUAUCGAUUGAGGCCCUUCGGACCAUUAGGAACUUGAAACAAGAGCCUAACUUGUAAUUGUAUAAUGUAUUCUCUCGAAUUCUAGAUCCAAGUGAACUCGGUAGGGUUCACGCUGAUCGGUCAAUAAGUUAUUAAAAUAGAGAAAUUUAUGUCAAUCAAUAGCGAUUCAAAGACUUACCAACGGUAAGAGACCUGAAAACUCACUAAAUCUGACAAAGGUUGGAUAAAAAGAAAAUUUCUAUUUUACAGCACCUUGUCAUGCGAGAGCACGUCGGCAGCGCCGAAACCCAUGAAGAGGUUCGUUUUUUUUAAUUCGGUAAAUUUAUGAAAUAUAAAGGCACUGUGAAAAGUCCUUCACAAAUAGUCUCAAGUAAUCUCUUAUGGGACAUUUUCAGUCUAAAACUACUUAAAAACAACAGAGUGGCCCCUAUAGGGGGACCUUAGGGGCUCUUGAAGAGUUCCUUUCGAUGGACCGCUUUACCAACCCCUAUAGGGGCCCCUAAAGCUCGCAAAGUGGUCCCUAUAGGGGACAUGCUAGUCGGUAACUUUUAUAAACUCUAUGCAAAGAAGUACUACCAUGGGAAAACUGAAUAAAUGGGCGUUUUUCCAAUAAGAUCGAUAGACCCCUAUAGGGACCACUUAAGCUUUACAGGCUAAGGAGUCAGACUCUAAACUCCCAUAAUGAUUAUCUUGAUUUUACCCCUAUAGGGACCCCUUUUUCGAUCUUUACAGAGACUGUUCUUCACCCUAACCCCUAUAGGAACUGAUCUAAAAUUUUUUAAGUCAACGCGGAUCACAAAAAUGAUAUGAUCUAUUCGACUGUUUUAAAUGGAUAUAUUUUUCAGCCAACUGUGAAUGAGGAAAACGACGUCCGGCCACAAAGUCAAGAUCAGAGGCAAGAAAACGAAGCUCUCUCACAGCCAAGCCCGAGUCGCACGACUCGUUCCGACUCGCCCGACAAUGCCAGAGUCCGUUUUCUGAUUUUCUUCAGAGUUUUCAAUAAUAGUCUUUGUGCACGACUUGAAAUUUCACAAAACGACAUUCCGCUGUUCCGCUGCGUGCGUUCGCGAAGCAUCUCUCGAAUAUAUAUCACGCUUUCAAUUGAUUGUUAUUGCUGUGGGAGCACAUGAAAGUAGAGUUACUUAAUAAUUAAAUAAAAAAUGCGCGUCCAAGGUUCGCGAAGGCGCGCAGAGGCACAACGGAAUGUCGUUUGGUGAAAUUCCAAGUCGCGGUACACAGACUAUACAAAAUAUUCCUUUUUAAUCUAUUAAAACUUCGGAUGAGAUUACUGAAAGCUAACGCCCCAAAAUGUGAACAUAGAAAACGUCAAAAAGGUUCGAAAAAUGCUUCUUUAUGCUGCCUUUUUGCGCCGUUUCCUAACUUUUUCUGAAAAGGGUCCUGACACGGUAAUGCACGAGAUAGUGCCUGGUCGACCGCUAAAAGAGAGAGGCUAAAAAAAGGCCACAGAAAGGCAGCAAAAAGGAAGCAAAAAGAGUUCCCUUUAUCGAGCCUUCCAUUUUUUCUGGGAUUUUGAAGGCUCAAGAAAUGGUGGAAAAAGGGAGAGGCAGCAAAAAUGGUGCAUCAUAGCCGAUGAAAUGGCGCAAAAGGGCAGCAAAACAGGAGCCUUUGUCACCCUAGAAGGAACAUUUCUAUGGAGCCUUUUCCAUCCUUUCCGACUUUGCCUAUGAAUAAACCAUGUAAAUCCGAUAGAGGUUGAGUUUUACCAGUUAGAAGACUAUUUACAGAAGGUUUUACCGAUGAAAGCAUGAAAAAAUUAGAUAAAAGUUCGCUUAUAAUUAUUUCUAAAAAGAGAAAAAAAAAUGAUGAAGCUACGAUACUUGAAUAGUGAAAAUUCGUUCAUAGUAGCGCUCAAAUAUGUCUUUUUCUGUACAGAUUUCCAGUAAAAUCACCAAAACAAUAAAAUUUACAGAUGCCGAGCACGACGUCUCACAUCACAUGCAGGAAGAGGCACGCCUCUCAAAGCAGAUCAGCCAUUCCUCCAAAGGUUUUUUUUCAAAUCCAACACUUAAGAAAUGAAAAUCAGCCUUCUCAUCAACUUUAUGACCACCGAAACAAAAAAAAAACCAUUUUAAAAACAAUUUUGUGAGAAAACUAUUGAAUGGGUUCAAUUCUUCAAAGCGUUUUCAAAAUUCCCAUAUUGCAAAAUUAUUAAAAUUCCAAGCUUGAGCUUCGAGAAGCUAUGGGCUUCAUAAAAACAACAUUACGAGCCAAAAAAAAAUCCAUUUUAUCCAUUAUAAGCUCAUUGGGCUCUCUAGAAUCAAUAAAAGCCGAGCAGAAUGCCGAAAUUUCAAAUCUACUGUAGACUCUCUUCCAUUACAAUUUCAAAAAAAAAGUUGCGGAAAAACAAAAAUUUCUUUUAUUCAUCCAGAAAGCGCAAGGAUAGGCCAAUUCCCGAAUAAAAUUAUUAAUAAGUCAAGCGAAUUUGAUUCAGCGAGCGCUUCUGGGUCCCCAGAACGAAGCCAAGAAAAGGAAAGCAGGAGAAGACGCGGAGGAUGCGCCAACGAUAAAAUGGCAUUGUGCUGAUUCUUUCGACGUGAGUUUUUUUUAAAAUCAAAGUUUCAUGCUCUCGGACAAAGUCGGAAUGGUGAAUAAUGACCGCAAAAAGGCAGAGGCUCAAAAAAGGCCGCAGAAAAGCAGCAAAAAGGGUCCCUUUAUCGAGCCUUCCAUUUUUUUCUGGGAUCUCAAAGGCUCAAAAAAUGGUGGAAAAGGGAGAGGCAGCAAAAAUGGCGCAUAAAGGCCGAUGAAAUGGUGCAAAAAGACGGCAAUAAAGGAGCCUCUUCCACCCUUUCUGACUUGGCCUAUGCUAAUUUUAAAACCGAUCACAUUUCUUUUUUGAAACACUUUUUCAAAAAGUUCAGAAAAAAUUCGAUAAAAGCCUCUGCAUUUAAAAAAUGAGUUUGAAAAACAAAAUCUAAAUGUGACUUAAUUGAACUCAUCAAUUUAAUGGAAAAAUGAAGGGCCUACGAAAAAAAAUAUAUAAAAUAAUGCUAAGUGAACUUUCAAGAGGCGCCAAGACCACUUGAGUAAUUAAUUGAAAGCUUAAAAUUCUACAGAAAGACUGAAGGACGCCGAAUGAUUUUGUAAUCAAUUCAAAAAAAAAAGGGAUAAAAUAUCAUCAGUUAAGCUCAAAUUUACAACAUAAAGAGCCCGUUUUUCACACCAGAACCGAAAAAACGCAUGUCAAUCAAAGGGAGAAAUGAACCCCCACAAGGUAUCACCAGUCGACUUGAAUUUCAAAAAUAAUAAGCCUGGAAAAAUGCAUAUUGCCUUUUUUUCAACACCUUAAUGAAAUUAUUUGAAUAGCGUCUUCAUCGCAAAAAUAAAACUUGUUUCGAAACGUUGUUGUAAAACAAUAAUUAGAACUGUUUGAGGCGACGAUGAUUGCUUAUUCGCGUUUUGAUUCGAAACUUCUGAAACGUUCCCUUUCUCCGAUGAAAACGCCAUGAGAAUGUUUCAAAAUAUGAAAAUUUCUUGGAUAUGUUAAAUACUGGUUAUCCACAUUUGAAUAGUAGAAAAAUAUCCUUAAAAACAAAAGUAAAUAAACUAAACAAACAUUCAUUAAACGAACUUGCGAGAACUUGAUUGAAAAAGUGUAAAAACGAACCUUUUAUUUUUCCGUUCUCCGUCGUAAAAUUUCAAUUUGACCAAUAAUCUUUAUUGGGGAUGAUAUUGGACAACUUGAUUCAUUAAACAGAACUUUUUAUACAAUUGAAGUAAGUUUGAAACUAAUGUUGCACCAUUUUGAGUUUAAAGUCUUUCGAAAGCUAGAAAGAACAGGAAAAAAAGUUUUCUGAAAGCAGGAAAACAGGGGGUAUUUCGAGCGGAACGAAUGCUAGAUUUGACUUUUUGAUUGAAAAAAAAUUGAGAAAGAAAAAAGAGAAUAUCCGGUUUUUAAAUGAUAUGAUUCAGGACGAAGUUCAAGAUGAUGAGCCAGAGGAAACCGUGGAGCCCGUGGAGGCCGUAGAGCCUGAAGAGGCCUUGAAGCCCGAGCAGGUCGUGGAGCCCGAGGAGCCCGAGGAGGUCGAGGAGUACAAGGAGGCGGUGGAGCCCGAGGAGGCGGUAGAGCCUGAACAGGCCUUGGAGCCCGAGAAAGUCGAGGAGUACAAGGAGACGGUAGAGCUCAAAGAGCCCGAGGUCGUGGAGACGGCACGAGACGAUCCUCCCGUGGAAGAUCCCGCCAUUUUGAAGGCGGAGAUCCCCGAAAUGAGCGAACCGUUGGUGGUUAGUCUACAAACUCAGUUCUUUUCUACCAUUGAAAGAAAAUUUUCAAAAAAGGCAACUUCAAUGAUUUGCUACUAAUCAAAGAAAGGUUUUAUCGAGCUUUCCAUUUUUUCAAGAAAUGGAGGAAAAAGGGAGAAGCAGCAAAAAAAGAAGAGAACCAUUUCAAUCCAAUAGAGGUCGAGUUUUAUCAAUUAGAAGCCUGUUCACAGAAGUUUCUGACAAUCAGAGCUUGUAAAAAAUAAAACAAUUUCGCUUAUUAUUAUUUCUGAAUAGAGAAAAAAUGAUGAAGCUACGAUACUCGAAUGCGGAAAACGCAUGCAUAGUAGCGCCCAAAAAUGUCUUUUCUCUGUACAGUUUUCCAGUAAAAUCACCGAAAAAAAUCAAAUUUACAGAUGCCGAGCACGACGUCUUACAUCACAGCAAGGAAGAAGCAUGCUUCGCAAAGCAGAUCAGCCGCACCACCAAAGGUUUUUUUAAAACUAAGAAAUAAAACACAGCCUUCUCAUCAACUUUAUAUCCAUCGGAACCAAAAAAAAAAAUCAUUAGAAAAAAAUUUUGUGAGAAAAGUGUUGAAUCGGUUCAACUUUGAAAGCGUUUUCAAAACUUUUAUAUAGUAAAAUUGUUAAUACUGAAAUUGAACUUGUGGAAAUGUGAAUCCUCGGACAAAGUCGGAAUGGUGGAUAAUGGUCGCUAAAAAGAAAGGCUCAAAAAAGGCCGCAGAAAGGCAGCAAAAAGGCAGCAAAAAGGGAGCAGGGAGGGAGCAAAAAGGCAGCAAAAAGGGAGCAAAAAGGCAGCAAAAAGAGUUCCCUUCAUCUAACCUUUUUGGAAUUUUAAAGGCUCAAGAAAUGGUGGAAAAAGGAAGUGGCAGUAAAAAUGGUGCAGAACAGCCGAUAAAAUGGGCCAAAAAGGCAGCAAAAAAGGAACAUUUCUAUGGAGUCUUUUCCACCCUUUUCGACGUUGCCUAUGUCAGAAGUUUACGAAUCUUCAGCCUGAAGACUUCAGGUCUGACAAAGUAAAAUGAUUAAAUUUUUUUCCGCGAUUUAAAGUCAGGAGUUCGCUCAAAAAGAGUAACCAAAAGCAUCUAAAGGCACUGCAAAAAAAAAGUUUGGUGGGAUUUUCAAAAAAUUCCUUCAGCCGUUCUCUCCGAACGCCGGCGAAGAAGAUCAACUUGUCCUGUCCCCCGACGACGAAUCCGCGGCUCAAGAAGGAGGAGAGCACGAUUCCGAAGAAUCGUCAUCCAGCUUCUCUUCCCCGGUACCUUUCUCAUCUUGCUAUAUAAAUUUAAUAUCUUGAUUCUCUCAUUUAUAAUCACAAAUAUUUUCAUGUAACUCAACCGUGGACUAGGUAUCACGGCGUUUUUGUUAGUAAUAGAAAAUGAAAAAAAAAAAUGAUGUAACUGAAAUUCGCAAAAAUUUUGAACAUGGUAUGUGCGAGAGUGCCGCAGUGCAUGCACACGACACACUAGACUUCACGGCAAAAAUUUGGCCGUCGUCAAAAAAACGCCGUGUGUUUUAUGUACAAAGAGUAGGCGAAAAUUCAAAAAAGUGAAAAAAUGAUAUUGAAUUACAAAAAGAUUGGGCUCACCAACAUUUUUUUUUUCUUCAGGUCCCGCUCAGUGAGCAACAAGAAGACGUGCUCCUGCUCUUCCAGUUGGAAGCCGCCGAAGAGUUCCCCGAGUCGGAAACGGUUAGUCUUCGAAUUACUUUGUCUUUGAGGUCGACGAUGUUUGCAAAAUCUGAAAAAAAAUGGUCCGUUUUUCGCGACUUGAAAGGGCGGGACUUCUCUGCGCCCUCCUUAUCUCUAGACGUCUCUCUCAAUUUUACGUGCUGUCUCCAUUUUUCUCUGACCUCGCCGGUGAGGGAACAGAGAGACGCAGACACGCGAAAACUGUCAAGUCGCGGUAGACGGAAUUCAUACAGUGAGAAUGCGUCCAUAUGAAAAAAAUAUCAGAUUUUCUCUUCUAGAUAAAAUUCGGAACCCCUAAAAAGGAACCUGACUGCGAAUAUAAGUAUAUUUCAAAAAAAAAAUUAUUUAAGAUCUCCACGGAAGACUCUUUCUUCCUGCGAGAAGGAGAGAGGAGGGCCCUUGAAGCCGCCGAAGAGGAAAGGGCUGCUCGCGCCGCCGAAGAAGAGGCCGAAUCUCCCGAUGAAGCCCCGGUUGAGGUUGGUCUACUUCUUACAAUAGGCUACAUUGAAUAAAGCUUUGGUAUCUAAAAAAUGAUUAUUCACAGAAACAACGUCAGGAAAAAGAUUAAAACCUUGAUAAUUUUCUCAUCUCACGCUGGUUUUUUUUUAUAUUCCUAUUAUGAUGCUUUCUUGGAAAGAUUUUAAAAAUCCCUCUAAAUUAGACGAAAAAUUUAAAAAAAUUAGACGAAAAUUAAAAAAAGCUUGAGGAUCGAUAUUGAGAACAUAAUAAACUCUUAACACGGCGUUUUUUUUGACGACGCCUUUUUUCCCGUAAAGUGUAGUGUAUCGUGUGCAUGCACUGCGACGUUCUCGUACAUGCCGCGUACAAAGUAAAAGCUUCAACUCGAUCGAUUUAGUCCGUUUAUUGGAAAGAAAAAUUCCAAAAGUUUCAUGAAGUUCAAGGCUUGAAAGGUUUUUUCCUGUGAUCAAAGUUUUGAAUUAUGUAGAGUCAUCUUGAGUAUUUGGCCUAUAAUAUACUACAUGAUUAAAUUGAAGGAAGGGAUUGAAAGUCCGGCCAACGAGGAGGCCGUGGUCGACGAACCGGAAGACGACGCCCCGCCAGCCGUCCCGGCCGCCGUUGCAGUGGGCGCGCCACCAACACCGGCCCCCACGGCAGCGGCUCCGGCGGCUCCCGUCCUGGCUGCGGCGCCACCAACACCGGCUGCCGCUCCAGGGCCAGUGCGCCGUCCGAAGGCUCGUCAGGUAACAAGUUUCUCAAUUCACCUAGCAAUCCUAAACUCGGUUUAUUAAAAAAACAAAGGUCAUUUUUCUUUGCGAUUUCCUGAACAUAGGUCAGAAAACUUCUUGAUGUACGGUUUGGAGUGGGCGGAGCUUGGCGAUCCCUCAUAAAGGCUGAAAGCUUAAAGCUUUUAUUAAGCAGUUGUGCGUAAAGCGCGUUUUUGAGAAAAACUUCCCGCCGCACGGCAUUCCUAAUGGCGUGAGGGAAGGUCAGCGAAACGUCAAAGUAUUUGAAUUUACAAAAAAUGUAAGUGCGCGCUUCGGAUAAAGUAAAGUCACGACGCAUCAUUCUACGUCAAAGCAACGUCACAAACUACACUGAGUACUCAACGUCAACACUUUGUCUGUGUACUUAGAUUUGCAGGCAUGAAGAACACCCUACUCCUCAUUUGGCUGCGUACUUGAGAUUUGAAUUUUCGCGCAAAAAUGUUUUUUACGUCUCCUUAUCCCGUUUCACGGCAUUCCUAAUGGGGUGAGGGAAGGUGAGCGACAAAGUUUCUGAAUUUACAAAAAUAGUAAGUGCGCGCUCCGGAUAAAAGGACUGUGACGUCACAGCUGUAGCUGAUUCACGGCUGGCUUGAGCCAUCGAGAAAAAGGUCCUGUCACGAAAAGAGACGAGGCAGUGCCCUGGUUAGUGGAGAGUGCAGACAGGCCACGCCUUUUUGCGUCCCAAGCUAGCCGUGAAUCGUCUAUACCUAUCGUUGCGAAUGAAACUGAGUAUUCAACGGCAUGAAGAAUACAUUUGGCUGCGUACUUGAGAUUACAAAUUUGGCGCCAAACUUUUUCUGACGUUUCCCCACCACGUUACUACAGAAUAACUCAAAAGUCAGAACUCCUCUUGAGUUCGAACAAACAACAACAGCAAAAUUGUUCCAGCCACGAGCGCCGUUCUACGGCCCUCCGCAGCGCUGCUCGCGGAGGCUCCGCGGCCUCCCCGUGGCCCGGCAGGUCCAGCCCCAGCAGCUGGACAUGGACGCCAAGGCGCCAGCAGAAAUCCUCGAAGAGGUGCGCGCCGAACUCCUUCGGCGCGUGGAUGGCGGCAUGACCGUCGAAGAGCUGAGGAGGACGGAGCGCUUGGGUGCCGCCAUCACGACCCUCAAGAAGAUCGUCGAGGGUCGCCCAGUCACGGACGAUGGCCUGGAGAAGCUCAAGACGAGGAUCCGGAAGUUCUGUUAG